Molecule: messenger RNA, 2526 nt
Organism: Drosophila eugracilis
Lineage: Eukaryota; Metazoa; Arthropoda; Insecta; Diptera; Drosophilidae
Product: ethanolaminephosphotransferase 1
Exons: 5
Coding region: 333-1613 (426 amino acids)
Biological process (GO): phosphatidylethanolamine biosynthetic process
Cellular component (GO): endoplasmic reticulum membrane; Golgi apparatus
Molecular function (GO): ethanolaminephosphotransferase activity
Source: RefSeq, a predicted model, not a curated record
CGUGUGCGAGCGUGAAAAAAAUAACAGCCGGCAGCAGCGGCGGUAACAACAGCAGAGCGGCAGAAAACAGAAAAGAAACAGUUUUCGCAAUAAAAAUAAACGCGAGCCGAGAGCUGAAAAUCGUGCCCAGCAUUUUCGCUUCAAGUUUGGUUACCAUUCUGUCAUCAUGUUUAAUUAACGACUAAAGCGUUUUGGCCUUAGGUGUUGCUUUUAUCAAAAGAAACCCCCGCCACCGUCGUUCUCCUUUUAAAACCGUCGCGUGUUUUUCCGCUUAGAUUAAAAUACUUGAAAUUCCGAUUUCAUUUUGGUACUCUAUAAAGAACCCUGUCGAAAUGCAGAAACUAUUCAGACGAUUGAUGGACCACCAAUAUCUGACGCGGGACCAGAUCAAUGGAUUCGACAACUACAAGUACAGUGCCAUUGAUACCUCGCCGCUGAGUCAAUAUGUGAUGCAUCCCUUUUGGGACUGGCUAGUCAAGUUCUUCCCGCGCUGGUUUGCACCCAACCUGAUGACCUUCCUGGGCUUCCUGUUCAGCGCCAUGAACUUGGUGCUGCUCUCGUACUAUGACUGGAACUUCGAGGCCAGUUCCGGGGAGGAGGGUACUACGCCAAUUCCCUCAUGGGUCUGGCUGUGCACCGGCAUCAAUAUCUUUGUGGCCUACACGCUGGAUGGGAUUGAUGGCAAACAGGCACGUCGAAUUGGCUUGUCUGGCCCGCUGGGGGAGCUCUUCGAUCACGGAUUGGAUUCAUACACCGCCAUGCUGAUACCCACGUGCUUGUACAGCAUUUUUGGCAGAAGCCGGGUGUAUUCUGUGCGGCCAAUGAGGAUGUACUAUGUCUGCCUGACAGUGUACUUUAACUUCUUCGUUUCCCACUGGGAAAAAUACAACACCGGCAUUUUAUAUCUGCCUUGGGGCUACGAUCUCAGUAUGUGGGGCAGCACGGCCAUGUACCUGGUCACCUGGUAUAUGGGCUUCGAACGCUGGAAGUUUGAGCUGCCACUGGGAUCCUAUGGAACCCUGCCUUUGGGCAACGUCAUGGAGGCGGUGCUGCAUGUCAGUGCUAUGGCGAAUCUUCCACUAGUCAUCCUUAAUGUUUACAAUUCAUAUGCGCAUCGCACUGGACGCCUGCUGCCCUUUUGGGAGGCUAUUCGGCCGAUGUGGCCCUUCCUCACCUACUUCGUCAUCCUGCUGGUCUGGCCAUAUGUCUCGCCAAACGAUAUCAUGGAAAAGGAUCCACGCGCCAUAUUCAUGCUCAGCGGCACCAUAUUCUCCAAUGUCAGCUGCCGUUUGAUUGUCUCUCAAAUGUCCGUGACGAGAUGUGAGGCGUUUCACUGGCAGACCCCCAUGUUUGUCAUUUCCUUCCUAUUCAGCCUGUGGUUGCCGCUGCUGGAGAGGCCUUUGCUGUACAUGCUCCUGAUUGUGACUACCUUAAGUCAUUGGCAAUAUGGAUCCAGCGUUGUUAACCAGAUGUGUAAGCACUUUAACCGGAUCUGUUUCACUGUCCACAAGCGUGUGCCGCAGGAGGAGCAUUCUAAAAAGGAGACUCUGCUGGCAGAGGAUAUCGGUCAGUCAGAAAAUCAAAACGAAGAGUUAUUGAAAAAAACGGAUUAGGGCAUCUGAUUGCGCGAUUAUUAUUUAGUUGCGAUUUAUUUUGCAAGUUUUUUGUGUAUCAAGGAGGCUGUUUAGUUAAACAAUUCUUGUGAGAUUAUGUAUAAUUUGUCUUAGUUAGAAUAUACUUAAAAAUGGACUUUAUCCUAGUGCUACAGUAAUAUUGGAGCUUGUUUCGGCAUAUUCCCAAUGACUAUUUACGUAAUGCUCUCUUCCAAUGAUAAUUUUUAAAUCCCAACUUGACGUUAUCUGUAUUGUAUUUAAACAUUGAUGACCCAUAAUAGAUCAAUUUUAUGAACAAGUAAGCAUGACAAGUGAUUUGAUCGGCUGCUAAGAUAUCAAAUAAGUAUUAGUUAAUAGGUUAUAAUAGAGGCCAGACAAGUUCCAGUCCAUGAACUCAAUUAUGCAAGAACAGUGCAGUUUACUACUACUUAUUGUAGCCUUUAGCUUCCCAAUUUUAUUGCAGUGGUUACGCAUAAUCCUUAAACUAAAACAAAAAUACCGCUCGCUUCCGCUGACCUUAAAAUGUCAAUCGAUAUUUCAAUGUUUUAUAUUCGUCUAGACAUAAUCGAAUAAUUUCCAUGCGUUAUGCUUAAUUUAUUUCCAUUGUAUUACUUUUAACUGUUCCAAAAAAAAAAAAAACAAAAAAUAUCAAAAACAAAUACACUCACCACAGCAACAUUUCUAACUAAAAUAACCGCAAAGACCUCUAAUUAUUUAAACACAUAAACAUAUUCAUUAUUUUUAAAGCAAACCCCAAUGUCAUUCAACUGAAAUGUGACGUCGUCCAUAGCGCCACUGCACGCUUUAUUGUAUUAAAUCUAUUCAUGUGCCCCCCGAAAACCGGGCUAUCUCGCCCCUUACCAUGUGUAAAAGUCAAGACAGUAUACAAAUAAAAAUAAAAUAUUUUAAAAUG